CUCGGAGCUGGGAGCUGGCAGCUCGGCAGAGCUGAUGUUUUUGUUACGGAGGCAGCGGCUGGGUUUUCGGCACAACUCAACCUAGCUGUGGCGCAUGCGUGGAUGAUUAGUGAAGUGCGAGACAUCGCGGCAAUCGGACGUUGCAGACGCGUGGAAGAUCGAAUCUUCAAGAUCCAGAUUCAGAUAAACAUACAGAUCCAUAUCAGCAGACAGAUUGUAUCCAUACUUAAUCAGAGAUACGGCUACAAAGGUACAGACACAAAAUGGCGCAGGGCCUUCCUUUAAUUUUUGUCUGUGUCGUGCUCCUAAAUGCGGUCGCCUCCUUCGCCUGGAAGCCCAUCGCGGGAUCCUCCGGCGGCAGCUCGGCCUCCUACAGCCUCAAGCAAUCGCAUCCGGGGUCAGCGAGUAGCAGCCAUGAGAUGUCCACAAGCUUUUCGCAAUUCGCACCGGCUGGCGAAAAGGAAUCCGCCGACGUUGACGAAGAUGAGCUGCUCCUGGGCAGAGCGGCCAUUGUGAAUGGCGUGGAUGCGGGAGCCUCGGUGGCAUCCCAGCGAGGUUCCGGCAUCAGCUUUGCCGAUCAUGUGGAGGAGCAGUACGAGUCGUACAGCAUUGAGGAUGAGCCGCUGACCUUCACGAGGACACCGCUGUACGGCGCCGACCGGUGCAGCGUUAAGAAGUUCGCCUUCAACCAGGACGGCGAGGUGGAAUACGGCAAUCCGAUCCCGGAGCUGGACCAGUUCACCUUUUGCUUUUGGAUGCGAUUCACCAACCACAGCGGCGAUCAUGUCCUCUUGACCUACGAGGCUGGAAAGGAACCACGCGAGGUGCAAAUCUGGGUCGCAAAUGCGCAGAAUUCCAGUUUCCUUUCGAUGGCCAUAAAAGGUCAGCAAAUGUACAGAUUGAACUACCCGCUGAAAAUGCGGCAGUGGCAUCACAUGUGCAGCUCGUGGAAUGGCAAGACGGGCGAGUGGCAGGCCUGGCUGAAGGCAGAACGCAUUGGGCGUGGCUUCCACAACUCGUUGGUGGGUCAUAAAAUCCCAGCGAACGGCAAGCUGCGCUCCGGCGGAAGCUCGGUCACUGGCGAGGUGAGCCACGGCCUACACUUUGAGAUGACGCUGGUCCAGGUCUACCGGGUGGCACUCAGUGCCGGCAAGGCGCAUCGCGACCACAAGCACCACCAUGUUCACCACUUCGACCAUGAAGGCCAGGAGCUGUCCAGCACCACUCGCGCUCCACCCUCGAUCAAUCGUCCCCAGCCCAUGCACACGCUGCUGGCCAGUGGGCAGAUCCCGACCAGAGUGCGCAUCAACCUGGCCAACCCACCGCCUCCGCCUCCAGCCAAUGGAGCGGCCUCGCCCGCUCUUGCUGCACCCGCCGAUCCCGCCCAGCAGGCCAUCACCAUCAAUACGAACUUCGUGAAUGGACAGAUCAACGCGGGAUCACGACUGGUGGCCCAGCAGCUCCUGGGACUCUCGCCGUCGGGUGGCCCACUGCAAGCCAAUCGCUUUCAGAUGCUGAGCAACUCAGCCAACGUGAAGUUCAUCGAUGAAACGGAAACCCACAUCCAGUUCAAGCGGGAGGCUGACCCCUCCAAGAAGCUACAAAAGCGCGGACUGGUCUUGCUGGACGAUGGAUCCGUGGUGGACGACGGAUCCGGAGCGGAUGCCGGCCUGAUCUACAAUGGACUCGCCGACUUCGGGGGCCAGCAGUUCAAGCAGGACCUUACGCUUAAGAUGAGCCUGGAGGAGGAGAUCAGCACGCACGACCGGGAGCCCGCCGAGGAGGAGGUUAAGGCGGUGAUGGCUAUCUGCAGUAGUUGCCACUCGGAGCCCUUCCAGGGCGCCAUUGUGUUCGCGUGGAAGGAUGUACGCGAGCACAUGAACAACGCCCUCAAGGGCCUCAGUGUGGGUCCUUGCGGCAACUUCUAGUAGUCCAAGGACCCCCGAGCUAGAGCUUCCCCAUUGCCCAUCUUUCCUGUCCAUCUGCUCUUUUUUUUUUUUUUGUUUCUACAUGGUGUGGGCGUCUCUAGUCCCACAUGUCCAUGUGGGAGUCAACGCUUUACAGUGGCGCCACCAGGGCCCUCCCAACAAUCCUUGACUCGCUCAUGGACAUCCAUCCCCAUCCCCAAUCCCUAGCCCAAUCCCACACCUUAGCAAUUACGCGGUGAUAUUGAAUAAAGGACUAUUUAAAUCAAAA
This is a messenger RNA of Drosophila biarmipes, 2196 nucleotides long. RefSeq lists its product as uncharacterized. The record is from RefSeq and is a predicted model, not a curated record. Lineage: Eukaryota; Metazoa; Arthropoda; Insecta; Diptera; Drosophilidae. The coding region runs from base 264 to 1928 and encodes 554 amino acids. The transcript is spliced from 5 exons.